UGAACAACUGCUGCAAUAUAAUAAUAAAUUCAGUUUUUAGAAUAUUUUCAGUGUUUUAUUGGAUUUUGUUUUAUUAUUAUUAUUAUCAUCAUUUUAUUUUCAUUGUUUUUGUUCUGUCACUGUCAUUCUCUUGCACUGUGGAAGCUUCUGUCACAAAAAACAAAUUCCUUGUAUGUGUUAACACACCUGGCAAUAAAGCUCAUUCUGAUUCAGAUUAUUGUAUGCAAAUCAGCCAUGUCUGACAAUGUUCUGCAUCUGGUUUUGUUUUGGCCAUCUGUAGGAACUGUUGUGAACAAACGCUUCACUCGAAACCGCAAGCUUCCUCCCACAGUGGCCAGGCGUCGUGGACAGGGGGUCAUCUCUGGUUUGGCUGCGAGAAAAAAUGCUGUCCUGUAUAAAGGGAUCAGUCCACUCAACCGACCCGUCCAGAACAGACCUGCUCCAAACAGUGCAGCUGUCAACAAAGUAAUGUACUCGAGAGUUAGAAUACUCCGACUGCUCAGCAAACACAUAGAGAAGCACGACAGGCCUCCUUCCUCUUCAGAAGAGGAAUCAAAAUGCACCAGUAAGCUGGUUCCUGUUGUAACUCUCACUUCUACAAACAGCAGUGGCAUCCUCACUGUGUCAAUAGACAACCCCACAGCUAGAACACAGCCGAGACGCUCCGAUAAGAUGCCACACAUAUUUCCCAUCCAUUUGUUUCCGUCUUGUCAUGUUAGUUUGGCAGGUUUGACCUUUCCAGCAUGUUGUGAAUGUGAGUCUGGGAACACAGAAGUAAUGAUGUUUGGUUUGGCUGCGCACAGGCCGGCUCAGUCCUGGUCCCUGCACCCCGUGACUCCAGCACGCUCCUCACCUCCUCCAGAGGAGCCCAAGAGGAAACCUCCUAAACGAGUCGCCCUGCAGUUUGAUAUUAACAGUGUUGGGAAACAGGUAGUGACCCUGGACCACGAAAACAGUCAGAAGAGUCCUUUUUUUUAAAUUGAAAUUGAUGCAUAAUCCGAAAACUGAAUGAAUUAGAUUUCAUUUGAUAGAAAUCUUGAGGGUGGAGAGAACAACAAUUUGAUUUGUCCAAUAAUUCGUUUGAAUCACUUUUUUUUUUCAAAUCCAAAAAACUAAUUACUUAAUGGAGGAGACUCAUCAGAGAGUGGAUAUACCAGUUCUCUGGAGGAAAAGACUGAUUUGUUUUUUAGUUUAUUUUUCAAAAAAGCUGCCAUUCUGUCUUCACAAAGCAAGAAUUAACUGUUGUCCCCGAGUUUACGUUAAAGUUGUCAUCACCUGAACCGCCCUUGGUAUGUGAUGGCAUUCUGAUAUUUUUUAUUUUUUUAUAUGCAUAAAGAAGUUGCAGCUCUAUGACUUUAAACAUUAGACUUGUUU
Molecule: messenger RNA, 1374 nt
Organism: Carassius gibelio (silver crucian carp)
Lineage: Eukaryota; Metazoa; Chordata; Actinopteri; Cypriniformes; Cyprinidae
Product: UAP56-interacting factor-like
Exons: 4
Coding region: 235-978 (247 amino acids)
Biological process (GO): mRNA export from nucleus
Molecular function (GO): mRNA binding
Source: RefSeq, a predicted model, not a curated record